This is a messenger RNA of Penicillium cinerascens, 207 nucleotides long. RefSeq lists its product as uncharacterized. The record is from RefSeq and is a predicted model, not a curated record. Lineage: Eukaryota; Fungi; Ascomycota; Eurotiomycetes; Eurotiales; Aspergillaceae. Bases 1 to 207 code for a protein of 68 amino acids. The transcript has a single exon.
AUGGCCAUCGAAGCGGGCCCGCAGACGGAGAUCGACAGGAUUAUCGCGAGAGCCACGGACCUAGAGCGGAAACAUCUUCUUGACUACAUCAGCUAUAAAGAUGCACUGACCCUGGUGGAUACAGAGGUCUCGCAAUGCCCCGACGCCAAUCUGAAGCAAGCUCUGGAGACGAUGCUACGCCGCGUAUCUAACUUGGAACCGGAGUGA